Messenger RNA from Diversispora eburnea, 2271 nucleotides. The record is from the annotation of a GenBank genome assembly. Lineage: Eukaryota; Fungi; Glomeromycota; Glomeromycetes; Diversisporales; Diversisporaceae.
AUGACAGAAAGAGACGGAAUGACUCCAUGGGUUAUUUUUUCUUUAUUGGUUACGGCAUGUUUCUGUAGUCCUUGUUUAUCCAUAUUUGGAGGAAUGAAAAAUUCUGGGGUUAGACAAGCAUGGCGCGAAAAAGUUGCUUUAUGUUUUAUCAUUCUAUGCAUUUCAGCAUUCACGGGAUUCUUGACCUUUGGUUUUUCAACUAUUACUUGCACUAGAAGACAUCUUUUAUUUCCAGAUGAAAUUCUACAAACAUAUGGUCCUCAAGUACCUGGUAUGAAAGUAAAUAUUGUUCGUGGAAAGCUUUAUAAUACAAGUGAUUAUUUUUCAAGAGGUUUGCAUCCACCUGUUGACCCAGCCAUUAUUACACCACUAUAUGGAAAUGAUAUUUCGGGUUUCUUUCCUCCAGAUAAUAAAGUUUCGGGAUGUAAAUUUUCGCCAAAGAAUAAUGGAUCAAUUUGCACUCAAUAUCAUUGUCAUACUUCACCUGCCUCAUUUGAGGCUUUACAAUCUCUUAAUUUAAAUUUGGUUGUAGGUUACACUUGGGAUAAUGUUACCAAUGGUACAAAUAAAAUGUUUGUGUUUAAUGGAAAAGUUUAUGACAUCACGAAUUAUCUUAAAUUAUCUGCUAGUGAUCGAUGGCUCGGAGGCGCAAAUGUUACUGAAUGGCUAACCAGUCUUGUAGGUAGAGAUGCUACAAAGGAUAUUGCAAGUACUAUCGAAUCAAAAGAUAUAGUGAAAUGUUUCAAUUAUUUUUUGAUUGGACAAAUUGAGGGUUCAACUUUUGAAUGUAUUAUUAACAAUUUAGUCCUUAUUAUAAUGACGACUGUAUUCACUGGAAUUAUGCUCUCCAAGUUUUUCUUAGCUGCAAUCUUUAAUUGGAUUUUAUCAUGGAAAUUAGGUAAAAUUUCAAAAAGACAAAGAAGUUAUGAUAAAAUUUCUCACAUUAUAUUAUUAGUGACAUGCUACAACGAAGGUGAAAAUUCAAUACGUACUACACUUGAUUCAUUAGCUAAAACAGAUUAUUCUGUAAAACAUAAAUUAUUAUUUGUAAUUGCUGAUGGAAACAUCACUGGUUUAGGGAAUAAUAGACCCACUCCACAAAUAAUCCAAAAAUUAAUGAGACCUUAUCGUUCUAAUGAACCAGAACAACCUAAAUCGUAUUUUGCAAUUGGUGAUGGAUUGAAGCAACAUAAUAUGGCGAAAGUUAAAAUAGGUUAUUACGAAGUUGAUGAUCAUCGAGUUCCAAUGGUUUUUAUUAAUAAAGUUGGUACACAAAAGGAAAGAGAAAGAUCCAAAACCGCCGGUAAUCGUGGAAAACGAGAUUCUCAACUUAUAUUGAUGAAAUGGCUUAGUCACAUUUGUUAUGAUGAUAAUAUGAGCCCUUUAGAAUUUGAAUUAUUUGUAAAAGUUUAUAAAUUAACUAAAGUUACGCCUGAUAAAUACGAAUUGGUUCUAAUGGUGGAUUCAGAUACACGUGUUGACCCUGAUAGUGUUAGUCGAAUGGUAUCUGCUAUGGAGCGUGAUCCUGAAGUUAUGGGACUUUGUGGCGAAACAAAGAUAGCAAAUAAAACAAAAAAUUGGGUAACAAAGAUUCAAUCAUUUGAAUCAAUCUUUGGAGGUGUGACUUGUUUACCAGGUUGUUUUUGUAUGUAUCGUAUUAAAGUAAAAGCACCUAAAGAUAAGAAAUUCAUGGCACCAAUUCUUGCCAACCCAGAAAUCAUUUCGGCGUAUUCUUCAAAUACUAUGGAAACUUUACAUCAAAAAAAUCUUUUGCUCCUUGGAGAAGAUCGUUAUCUCACCACAUUAAUGUUACGAAAAUUUCCAACACUUAAAAUGAUUUAUGUUCCUAAAGCUAUUUGUAGGACGGAAGUACCUGAAAAGUUUAGAGAUUUAUUAACUCAACGUCGCCGAUGGAUUAACUCAACUAUACAUAAUUUGAUGGAACUGAUUUUGGUUCCUCAACUUUGUGGAAAAUCUGUAUCAUUACCUUUAUUAUUGAUUGCUGUGACUUAUUUCUUGCAAAUAUUUUUGGUAGCCUUUACAAAAUUUAAACUAACUUAUGUGAAGUGGAUGAUAAUUUUCAUAAUUGCCACACCAAUAUGGAACUUCGUAUUACCUUUAUACGCGUUUUGGCGUUUUGAUGAUAUUUCAUGGGGCAGUGGUGGUGAUACUGAUGGACAUGACAAUAGUAAUGAAAGGAAUGAAGGGAAAUUUGAUCCUAAAGUUAUUCCCGUGAAAAAAUGGAUUGAAUGGAAAAAUUUAUUACAUUAG